Messenger RNA from Poeciliopsis prolifica (blackstripe livebearer), 1857 nucleotides. RefSeq names its product zinc finger protein OZF-like. NCBI's taxonomy places the organism in Eukaryota, Metazoa, Chordata, Actinopteri, Cyprinodontiformes, Poeciliidae. Gene Ontology annotation, biological process: regulation of transcription by RNA polymerase II. Gene Ontology annotation, molecular function: RNA polymerase II cis-regulatory region sequence-specific DNA binding; DNA-binding transcription factor activity. The annotation marks the transcript as partial. The transcript has 2 exons. The record is from RefSeq and is a predicted model, not a curated record.
AAACAGGAGCAAGAGGAACCAGAACCUCUGCAGAUAAAACAGGAACAAGAGGAACCAGAACCUCUGCAGAUAAAACAGGAACAAGAGGAACCAGAACCUCUGCAGAUAAAACAGGAGCAAGAGGAACCAGAACCUCUGCAGAUAAAACAGGAACAAGAGGAACCGGAACAUCAAGAGUUGAAAGAGGAAGAGAAGCAACUCUGCAUCAGUCAGGAUGAAGAGCAUCUGGUGUUGAAACUGGAGACUGAUGACAUUUUGGUGAAUCCUCUAAAUGUGCAAAUAAUCUACAAUGAAACAGAACCACAGAGGAACCAACUCAUCUCUCAUGGCUCUGCUGAGGAUGAGAACCAGGAUCAGGAAGGAAGCAAUUCUGAAGAUCCAGGAGAACAGAAAGACGAAAAACAAAAACACAACAAAAGAUGCCAGAAAGAUCUCUCACAAUGCAGUGAAGAGGAGGAGGUUCUCAAUGAAACAGAACCACAGAGGAACCAACUCAUCCCUCAUGGCUCUGCAGAAACUGAGAACCAGGAUCAGGAAGGAAGCAAUUCUGAAGACCCAGGAAAAAAGAGAAAGGAAGAACAGAAACAAAAGGAGAGAUAUGAGAAAACCAAACAGCAGAAAGACAGAACUGACACUGAAAAACAAAAAAAGCAAAAGAAAGCUCAGCAAGGGCAAAAAUUAUAUUCCUGUAAAAUUUGUGAUAAAACCUUUUCUCUAAACGGUAACUUGAAGAGACACAUGAGAACUCACACAGGAGUAAAACCUUUCACUUGUUCAACCUGUGGGAAAAGUUACAGACAAAAACAUGGUUUAAUCCGUCACAUGAAGAUUCACACAGGAGAAAAUCUGGCCAUAUGUGUAACCUGUGGAAAAGGUUUCCAUGACACCAACUAUUUAAAGAGACACAUGAGAAUUCACACAAGUGAGAAGCCUUUCUCCUGUAUGACAUGUGGAAAGAGUUUCAGUGAAAGAGGGACUUUAAUUCAGCACAUGAGAAUUCACACAGGUGAGAAACGUUUCUCGUGUGGGACUUGUGAAAAACAUUUCACCAACAGAAGCAAUUUAAAUACUCAUGUAAAAAUUCACACUGGUGAGAAACCUUUCUCUUGUUUGAUCUGUGGAAAGAGUUACAGUGUAAGAAAGCUUUUAACUUGUCACGUGAGAAUUCACACAGGCGAGAAGCCUUUUUCAUGUUGGACCUGUGGAAAAAGUUUUCCUCGAAAAUACACUUUAACUGUUCACAUGAGAAUUCACAAAGGUGAGAAGCCUUUCUCUUGUGGUACCUGGAAAAAGUUUUACUCGAAAAGACACUUUAAUUGCUCAUAUCAAAAUUCACACAGGUGAGAAGCCUUUCUCUUGUGGGACCUGUGGAAAAAGUUACAAUCAUAGACAAAGUUUAACUCAUCAUAUGAGCAUUCACACAGGUGUGACUCCUUUCUCUUGUGGAAUCUGUGGAAAGAGUUACAGUAUAAGAAAGUAUUUAACUACUCACAUGAGAAUUCACACAGGUGAGAAGCCUUUCUCUUGUGGGACCUGUGGAAAGAGUUACAUUCAAAGACAGAGUUUAAUUUGUCACAUCAGAAUUCACACAGGUGAGAAGCCUUUCUCUUGUGGGACUUGUGGAAAGAGUUUCAGACGUAGAAGUAGUUUAACUUAUCACAUGAAGAUUCACACAGAGUAGAACACUUUGGCUCGAAACAGAGCCUAUCCUUUUGCAUCUGAUCCAAUGGAAAAUCUAGUGGGAUUUAAAAAGUCAGCAAGGGCAAAAAUUUAAAAAACUAAAAAACAUUAAUGUCAGCAGGGCCUUGCCGUUUACUUUUGUUUCAUUGUAUCUGUGUCUUUCACUUCCAAACCAAG